CCACUAGCGAAUACCCGCUGUUGUAUGUUUUUGCUAUUCUUUUGUUUUUAUGUUGCCUGUAUCGUAGGAGGCCCGGAUUGGGUCCAGUCAGAAUGCUUCUCGCCCUCACCAUCCCUUGUGUUUUCAUAGCAGUCAACCUCCUGUAACUAAACCUCGCAUUACCAGAGGAUAGUCUCAGACCCACAUAGGACGUUAAACCAAUAGUCCUUGCUCGCACACAUGAUGUUAUCAUUGGUACUGUUGCAUCCCCUCAAGUCAGGGAAACAACGCUAUGCAAUCCAGUUACAGUUAAGGUCCAAGUUCACAAAGCCACACACAAACAAGGACGAACUCAUCGAUCAGACUAUCGACCUUGCUGCACGUUUGCUGUUCAUAAUCGAUUUUGGCGAUCUACUAUACGGGUUCUCGGGAAAUGAACGACUACAAUGGGAGACUGGUCCUAUAGAGGAGUGUGUGGCGUCGCACUUCGGGCAAUUACCAUCACUAGGACAUGAAGGUGUCAAGUUCGGAAGACCGUUCAAUGCCAGCUCCUUGGUACGUGUUGCUGGGCUUGAGCUCGUUCCAACCAGCAAUCUCCUGGAUCAUCUCAGAUUGAUCGAUGAUGACACGAAGCUCAACAUCUUCUUUCGCGUAUCUUUUUGAAGCUUCAGACACAAUAGUAUGUGUGCCUUGGUCUAGCUUGCGUUACAUCAGUACUGAAUAGGAUAGCUCACUUCUGCCUCAGAGCUUGGUCGAGGAGACUUUACGAACGCUUGCGCUUCUCUUUCCACAAUCCGAUCCUACGCUGAGAAGGUGGUACCGUUGGUUACCUGCGCCGUUUGCUCUUGAACCUCAGCUUACGCACUGUGGAACCUCAAGACAAGCGACAGACAAGUCGAAAAGUUCUCCCACUGACACGACUGUCUAGUCCUACUCAAGCAAGUAUUUGUCAAGGCGACACCACGGACGCUUUCGCAAUGUGCAUUUAAUCCGAUUGAUGGAGCGUAGACGGCUG
This is a messenger RNA of Macroventuria anomochaeta, 994 nucleotides long. RefSeq lists its product as uncharacterized. Bases 220 to 642 code for a protein of 140 amino acids. The transcript has a single exon. The record is from RefSeq and is a predicted model, not a curated record. NCBI's taxonomy places the organism in Eukaryota, Fungi, Ascomycota, Dothideomycetes, Pleosporales, Didymellaceae.